CGAUGAGUGAAUUCAUACGGUAAAGUGAACUCUUCGGUGAAGUUGUGUAUUUUCGACAGUUCCGAAAUCGCGUAUUUUCGUUACGUUUUUUUUCCUCGUUCGUACGUAAACAUCGACAAUUUUCGUAAUAAAUUUUCGAAUCGAAAAAAAAAAUACCUACCGAAUACGUUGUUCUCGUAAAGAUUUUUUUUGCGGUUUAAAUAUUUUCGUGGUAUGUGGUAAAUUGCGCGAUUUUUUUUCUCUAUAAAUAACCAUAAGCUAGUAAUUUCGCUUGGCGUUUGUUUCUUGUUUUAUUCGAUUUUUUUUUACUUAAUUUUGUGAUUUUUUUUCUUGGUUUAUGAGUUCGUCGCUUUUUUUUUUUUUUUUUUGAAAACAAAAUACAUUUAAAAUGACUUAGAGAGUUGUUAAUGUUUAAUUUUUCGUAUUAGUUUUCGGUUCGCUUCGUCGCUAAUUUGAGUAAUUUUGCGCUUUUCAUUGUAUUUCUUCAAUUUUUUUUUGUUUGUUUUUUAUUUCGAAUUAUAAUUUAUUCAUUUUCGUGUGUGCUUGUGAAAGUGAUGACUCCAGCUUCGGGUACGCACCAGUCUUCGGCAGACUCGAUCACCGUCUGAACAUCACGCAAUGGAAUCCCACCGGCCAGUCCGCUUGUCGCUGACGACGGUCUGUAUCGCGCUGUUGACCUGGUCUUCGACGUGCUCAGCUUCGAAUAAACAUUACCGCGACUCCUCCAAUCGUCGGGUAUCCGCCGUCAUCGAUCCCUGCUACGACAUCAACGGCGCCAAACGAUGCAUACCGGAAUUCGUGAACGCCGCGUUUAAUACGCCCGUCGAGGCGUCCAGCACGUGUGGCACCUCCGGAGCGUCUCGCUACUGCGACGAUUCCGACAGCGGUGGUACUUGCCACCAAUGCGACGAUGCUGAUCCCAAAAAUCGCUAUCCUCCGGUCCACUUGACCGAUCUGAAUAAUCCCAACAAUGUUACGUGCUGGAGAUCGGAUCCGAUCCCGGAGCAGUCGCAUUCCUCACCAAAUGCUCCCCCAGAUAACGUCACGCUCACUUUACCAUUGGGCAAAAAGUACGAAAUCACUUACAUCAGUCUGCAAUUCUGUCCUAAAACUCCGAAACCCGAUUCUAUCGCCAUUUACAAGAGUAUGGAUUACGGUAAGACCUGGCAACCGUUCCAGUUCUACUCGAGCCAAUGUCGCCGAGUUUACGGACGUCCGAAUCGAGCCACCAUCACCAAAGCUAACGAACAAGAAGCAUUGUGCACCGAUUCGCAUCGUUACAAUGGCGGAGACGCCAUCUCAAGCCGGAUCGCCUUCAGUACUCUGGAAGGACGUCCCAGCGCUUCCGAAUUUGAUAACAGUCCAGUUCUGCAAGACUGGGUCACCGCCACCGAUAUCCGAGUCGUCUUCAAUCGAAUGCAUUUCCCAACUAAUUCCGACGAUAUUCUCGAUAUCUUCGAUCAAACUACUCUUCCUCCUAUAGUCAAAUCUCCCGGUAAUACCGCCAUCGUAUCCGUUGAACUGGGCAAAGAAGCCAAACCCGAUGCUCCCGAAGUGGUCAUCAUCAAAUCGGCGAAAGAUCUGCAGAAUCACGAACCGAUGGUGGUUGAAGAUCCAAACCCAGCUGAAGCUGCCGGUGUCGCUGCUGCUGGAAAAGCUCUGAUGUCUCCUGUAGUGAUGACCACCGUACAACCGCAGGUUCCCAUUAGUUAUAGUUAUUCGGUGGCCGAUUUCGCUGUGGGAGGUCGUUGCAAGUGUAACGGGCAUGCUUCCAAGUGUAUUCCGGAAGGUCCUCAGGGGCAUUUGGUGUGCGACUGCAAACACAACACUGCUGGACGCGAUUGCGAUAGGUGUAAACCGUUCUAUUUCGAUAGACCUUGGGCCAGAGCUACCGCCAAGGAUGCCAACGAAUGCAAACCCUGCAAUUGUAAUCAACAUGCCAGAAAGUGCCGUUUCAACAUGGAUCUGUACAAGUUAUCUGGUCGGGUCAGCGGCGGAGUAUGUUUGAAUUGUCGACACUAUACGGCCGGUCGUUACUGUCAUUAUUGCAAAGAAGGAUACUACAGAGAUCCAGAUAAGCCGAUUACCCAUCGUAAAGCUUGCAAAGCAUGCGACUGUCAUCCGAUCGGUGCCUCGGGGAAAACGUGUAAUCAAACCAGUGGUCAAUGCCCAUGUAAAGACGGUGUCACCGGUAUCACAUGCAACAGGUGUGCCAAAGGCUAUCAACAAAGCAGAUCUCAUAUUGCUCCCUGCAUUAAAAUUCCAACGCCUAAGGUUACUUUGAAUCAGAUGUCGGCCGAUGCCGGAGAUGGAGCUGUCGAAGAAGAUAACGAAGGUGGCGAAGACGGAGCAGCAACCCCCUACAAGACGACUCCAAAAGAUCAAUGUGGAAAAUGUCGAGCUGGAAGUCGAAGAUUAAAUCUGAACAAAUACUGCAAACGAGAUUACGCCAUCCUGGGAAAAAUCUUCGAAAAAGAAGCCAUCAAAGAUUGGAUCAAAUUCACCAUAAACAUACAGAGCAUUUACAAAAGGACUCGAGAUUCCAAGCUGAGACGUGGUUCGACCUUUGUUUGGAUCCACGAGAGCGAUUUAGCUUGCAAAUGUCCAAAAAUCAAGACCGGAAAAUCGUACUUAAUCCUGGGCAAAGAGAAGGACGGCGACCGAGCCGGCUUAACCAUUACUCAACGUUCGCUGAUCAUAGAAUGGCGAGACGAAUGGCACACCAGGAUCAAACGACUACAAAGAAGAUCUCAUGAAUGUAAAUGAACGUGACCACAGCUUCCUUCAUCGCUGUAACUUCUUUCGACUUCGACUCAUCAUACCUUACAGUAUUUUUCCAAUUUUCAAAGUAAAAAAAAAGCCAUACGCGAUAUCGCCGCCGAUUAUACUCGAUUCGUAUACUUAAUUUUGGUAAAAAGGGCGGCGAGAUCAAAGGGAGGAGGAGAGUGAAACGAGGAUCGGAUCCUCGUUCGGUUACACGUUCCAUAUUUUCGUAUCAGUUGUCGCAUUUUUUUUCUCAAUUUUUUUCCUCUACUAUAAAGUGCAGGGUGAUUUGAAAACCUCUCUAUGUAUGUAGUUCCUUGAAUGGAAGGAAUAGGCAACUUGUACUACUCCAAAGAUGCGUCAGUUCUCUUGAAGGGACAAAUUAAAUCUGUAGCAUUAUUCAAUUCGCGAGAUGUGGACUGAUUUCCAGCAUAAAAAUGAACAAAAUAACAUGCAAGUUGCCUAUACAUACCUUCAUUUCUUCCCCCCUCCCCAAAAAGGAUGAAAUAUCCUUUGAAUACGUUCAAAAUCACUGAAAUUACUUCGAAAAGAAUUCCACACUCUUCUAUUCACACAUAUUUUCAAAAUUACUCCUCAAUUUCAUCGAUAAAAUGCAAUAAAUCGUGGAAAAAUUCAUCAACUUCCAAGUUGCCAGCUCGCUCCUUUAAAAGGACCCUGACAAUGAAUUAAAUAUCGGUUUCGAGUCACCCUGCAUAGUUUUUUUUCUCGUGUUUCUAUGUUUUAUUUUUCUUUUCUUUGUUUUUCAUUUCUUUUUCUUUUUUUUUAUUUAUUUAUUUAAUAUCAUAAUAAUUAAUACCGCGACGAGUAUUAUUUCGCUAAGUGUAUAAUAUGUGUAUUGUAUGUGUAUUUACGUUAUUUUAAAAAAACGUGUUUAAUUUUUGAAUGAAAAAAAUAUUACCUAUUGUACCAGUUUCUCUCGCUUCGAUAGAAUUUUUUUUCUCUUUUCUCUAUUUUUUUUUCUCUUUCUCUAAUUUACCAAUUAUAUUCGUUAAGAGUUUAUGUAUAACUGAUGAAAGCUUUAAUAUAAUUUAUUGCUACAUUAAUGUACAAAGAUUAUCGUGUUAACCAAGAGCAAUAUACCUAUAGGACGUUGCA
Molecule: messenger RNA, 3879 nt
Organism: Planococcus citri (citrus mealybug)
Lineage: Eukaryota; Metazoa; Arthropoda; Insecta; Hemiptera; Pseudococcidae
Product: netrin-3-like
Exons: 8
Coding region: 619-2766 (715 amino acids)
Biological process (GO): animal organ morphogenesis; tissue development
Molecular function (GO): protein binding
Source: RefSeq, a predicted model, not a curated record